Molecule: messenger RNA, 369 nt
Organism: Diaporthe amygdali
Lineage: Eukaryota; Fungi; Ascomycota; Sordariomycetes; Diaporthales; Diaporthaceae
Exons: 2
Coding region: 1-369 (122 amino acids)
Source: RefSeq, a predicted model, not a curated record
AUGCGUCAACAAUUCCUCCUCUCCCUCCUCUUCGCCUUACUGGGCACAGUAUCGGCUCAGUUCAACUUCUUCGAGCAGAUGUUCGGGGGCGGCGGCGGAGGCGGAGGAGGCCAGCACCACCACCAACAUCAGCAGCAGCAAAAUGCACCUUCGGAUUCUGGCUGUGCCAUGGCAGCUCACUGCGAUAACUACCUCUGCCCAGACACGCUCGCCUGCGUGCACUUCCCACACCACUGCCCCUGCGCAUGGCCUAGCCACGAGGACAAGUUCGAGCUGGCGGACGGACAGCGUGUCUGUGUUUCAAAGGGCGGGUUCAAGGCUGGGGAGGCGGCUAGGAAGGUCGAGCUGGCGAGGAAGGGGCUGCUGUGA